GAGGGGCUGGCGUUUAAGUCAAAGGCCUUGGGGUUCCGAGUCCCUCCUUCUUCCCGUGCUGUGAAGGCGUGACCCAUUUCAGCUGUCUGUAAAGUGGGGCCAUUAGUCCCUGCCUCGUGGUGGGAAAACUGGGAGACUGAACCAGGAGGCCGCCGCUCCCACCCUGGCUCGGGAACAUCUCUGUCCGCAGAUCGUUUCCUGGCGAGGUGCGCCUUCGUUCUUUUCCGCCCUUUGGAACAUAGAGCGGCCCCUUGGCCUCCAGUUCCGCGCCUCCCGCAGUUGGAGGCGUGCCCGGAAGUGCCCCUAAGGCAGCCCGGAGGGCCGCGGGCGCUCCACUAUGGCGACGGCGGGGGCUCCGCGGCGCUUUUGCCGCUGCGCCUGUUUCUGCACCGAGAACUUGUACGUGGCGCGCUACGGAUUGCACGUGCGCUUUCGGGGCGAGCAGCAGCUGCGCCGGGACUACGGCCCGAUCCUGCGCAGCCGAGGCUGUGUCAGCACCACGGACUUCCAGCAGCUGUUAGCUGAGUGGCCUCAGGAGGAUGGGAGGCCCCACCUGAUAACAACCCUGUGCCACCCCAGCUUGAGCAGGAGGUGGAGCGGCGGCGGCGGCUGGGGCUGGAGUCAGCUGCUAGGAAAACCCUCAUUGCAAGUUCCUACCGCGUGGCACGGCCUGAGGUGUACAACUCACUGCAGGAUGCAGCUCUGGCUCCCGAGUUUCUGGCUGUGGCUGAGUACAGCGCAUCCCCGGGCGCAGACCUCAAGGGCCUUCUCCAGCGGCUGGAGGCAGUAUCUGGUGCUGCUGCACGAGCUCGGGCUGGACGAGCCGCUGGUGACCCCACUGCGGGAGCGCUUCCUGCAGCCGCUGAUGGCCCUGCUGUACCCUGACUGUGGCGGGGGCCAGCUCGACAGCCACCGGGCUUUUGUGGUCAAAUACGCCCUGGGCCAGGAUCUCGAGCUGGGCUGCCACUAUGAUAAUGCCGAGCUCACCCUCAAUGUGGCCCUGGGCAAGGUCUUCACAGGGGGUGCCCUGUAUUUCGGGGGCCUCUUCCAGGCACCCACAGCCCUGACAGAGCCCCUGGAGGUGGAGCACGUGGUAGGCCAGGGCAUCCUGCACCGGGGUGGCCAGCUGCAUGGGGCCCGGCCCUUGGCCACUGGAGAGCGCUGGAACCUCGUCAUCUGGCUCCGUGCCUCUGCUGUGCGGAACCGCCUCUGUCCUAUGUGCUGCCGUGCGCCUGAUCUGGUGGACGACGAGGGCUUCGGCGAUGGCUUCACCCGAGAGGGGCCUGCCACAGUGGAUGUGUGUGCACUCACCUGAGCCUACUUGGACCCAGUGUGGGGGUGGCAGGGCAGGUGAGGGCUCUGUCACGGGCUGGCGGCAGAAAUUAACUCCCUGCAGCCUACUGCACUUCUUGGUUCAAGGAUGUGCCAGAUUCUGGGUUAUCCUCUGGGUCAACAGGCUGCUUUAGUUCAGGUUUGUUGGAAGCGGAGUCUGGAAUGAGGCUUCAGUGAGGGAGUGAGGAAAGCAGGGGAGGGCAGGGAGCAGCUGGGCAAGGAAGUGGCUUCAGAGGAAGUCCAGCCUCAGCUGGGCCCUCGGGGAGCUUCAGGUAGAGCCCACAGUACUGCAGUGUGCCCACAGCAUUGGUUAGUGGCUCCUGGGUGAGGGAGGGAUGAGUAACUUCCCAGACACUUAUCUCCAGGGCAGGGUGGCUUCCAGUGGCCAAGGGAAGCCUCCAGAGACAGCGCAGUUGUGAAUUCUUGGCAGCAGAGACAUCACCCCCAGUGGACUCGGGUGGACCACUAGUAGCAUCUUCUAGAUGGCAGAGGGGUGAAUGGCAGGGCCGGGAGCCAGGCUGCCCAGGUUCCCAUUCUGCUUAUGCCACUUCCACACUUUGUGUGGCUUUGAGUGAGCCUUCACCUUUUGGUGCCUUGGUUUCCUCAUGUGGAGAGCACCUACCUCCUAGAGCUGUUCUGAGAGUCAAAUGCGCAGACGUUAAUAAAGUGCUUUGCAAAGA
Cebus imitator (Panamanian white-faced capuchin) is the source of this 2012-nucleotide messenger RNA. It is a transcript of the gene OGFOD2, whose product is annotated as 2-oxoglutarate and iron dependent oxygenase domain containing 2. NCBI's taxonomy places the organism in Eukaryota, Metazoa, Chordata, Mammalia, Primates, Cebidae. The coding region runs from base 338 to 1315 and encodes 325 amino acids. Gene Ontology annotation, molecular function: oxidoreductase activity, acting on paired donors, with incorporation or reduction of molecular oxygen; L-ascorbic acid binding; iron ion binding. The transcript is spliced from 6 exons. The record is from RefSeq and is a predicted model, not a curated record.